UCUAAUUUGCCGCCUUUCACUUUUCUUAAUUCGCCAGAAUUUACCUCCAAGCCCACCUCAACUGAAGUACCGGCGCUAAAAUUCACCGUGGGUGCACUCCGCCCUUAACCUACGCACCCCUCCCCUUUCUUUCAGAAACUUGCUCAAAACACUUCCCAACCUUAAAGUCUGUCCUCCGUUUCUCUACUGCGAGUCAAUUUCUCUCUCGCUCUCUCUGCGGCGUACAUGAGCUCGAUCUUCAGCUUCAUCUGAAGUUGGAUAAUCUGGUAGUCUCAGCAUGUACAUAAAGCAGGUUGUAAUUGAAGGGUUUAAGAGCUACAGAGAGCAAAUCGCUACUGAGCCUUUCAGUCCGAAAAUUAACUGUGUUGUUGGUGCCAAUGGAUCUGGAAAAACAAACUUUUUCCAUGCGAUACGAUUUGUAUUAAGCGAUCUCUUCCAUAACCUGCGGAGUGAAGAUAGGCAUGCACUGCUCCAUGAAGGUGCAGGGCACCAAGUUUUAUCUGCGUUCGUGGAGAUUGUGUUUGAUAAUUCUGACAAUCGCAUCCCGGUUGAUAAGGAGGAAGUGUGCUUGCGUCGAACAAUUGGUUUGAAGAAGGAUGAGUAUUUCUUAGAUGGAAAGCACAUCACGAAAACAGAAGUUAUGAAUUUAUUGGAAAGUGCUGGGUUCUCACGCUCAAAUCCUUACUAUGUUGUGCAGCAAGGAAAGAUAGCAUCAUUGACAUUGAUGAAAGACUCCGAGCGGCUGGAUUUGCUCAAGGAAAUUGGUGGUACUCGAGUUUAUGAGGAGAGACGACGUGAAAGUUUGAAAAUUAUGCAAGAAACGGGAAAUAAGAGAAAACAAAUAAUUCAAGUUGUUCAAUACUUGGAUGAGAGAUUAAAGGAACUGGAUGAAGAGAAAGAGGAACUGAGAAAAUACCAGCAGCUUGACAAGCAGAGGAAAUCUCUAGAAUAUACUAUUUAUGAUAAGGAACUUCAUGAUGCUCGGCAGAAACUGGUGGAGGUUGAAGAGGCACGAAACAAAGUUUCUGAAACAUCAGCGAAGAUGUAUAACAGUGUGCUGGAUGCCCAUGAAAAGUCUAAGGACUUGGAGGAGACAUUGAAAGAUCUGACAAAAGAAGUUCAAGGUUUAAUCAAAGAGAAAGAAGCAGUAGAAAAGAGACGGACAGAAGCAAUAAAAAAGCACACAGAGCUUGAGCUUGAUGUCAAAGACCUACAAGAGAAGAUCUAUGGAAAUAACCGCGCGAAAGAGGAUGCUACAAGACAGCUUGGGAACCUACAGAAAGAAAUUCAGAACUCAAUGGAUGAGCUUGACGAAAUACAUUCUUCUUAUGAGAAUCAAGUCAGAAAAGAAAAGAAGACCACAAAAAAAAUAAUGGAGCGUGAAAAGCAGCUUAGCAUUCUUUAUCAGAAACAAGGUCGUGCUACCCAGUUUCCAAGUAAAGCUGCUCGUGACAAAUGGCUUCAAAAGGAAAUUGAUGAUCUUGAACGGGUGCUUUCUACAAAUUUGGUGCAGGAGGAAAAACUUCAGGAUGAAAUUUAUCGGCUUAAUGCUGAGUUAAAAGAGCGGGAUGUCUACAUUGAGAGACGUAGAACUGAAAUUGCUUCUUUGGAAUCCCAUAUCUCCCAGUCACGUGAAGGGUUCAGUCAUCAUAAAGCUCAGAGAGACAAGCUGCAAAAUGAGCGGAAGUAUUUAUGGGGCAAAGAAAGCAAACUUUCUGCUGAAAUUGAUAAGCUGAGAACAGAAGUUGAGAAGGCAGAAAAGAGCCUUGAUAAUGCAACUCCUGGUGAUGUGAGGAGAGGGCUGAAAACUGUUAAGUACAUCUGCAAAGAGUAUGAUGUUCGUGGGGUGUUUGGUCCAAUUAUUGAGUUGCUUGAUUGUGAUGAAAGAUUUUUUACUGCAGUUGAAGUUACUGCUGGAAAUAGCUUAUUUCAUGUGGUGGUCGAAAAUGAUGAAAUAUCAACAAAGAUAAUUAAACACCUCAAUUCAUUGAAAGGGGGACGAGUUACUUUUAUACCCCUGAACAGGGUGAGGGCUCCGCAUGUAUCGUAUCCACAUAAUUCUGAUGUGGUACCCCUGUUGAAGAAAUUGAAGUUCUCUCCAAAUUAUACAGCAGCAUUUGCACAGGUUUUUGCUAGGACAGUGAUUUGCCGUGAUCUGGAUGUAGCCACCAAGGUUGCUCGUACUGAUGGUCUGGACUGCAUAACUUUGGAAGGUGAUCAAGUCAGCAAGAAAGGUGGUAUGACUGGUGGAUUUUAUGAUCACAGACGCUCGAAAUUGAAGUUUAUGAAUAUGAUUAUGCAGAAUAAAACAUCUCUCAACUCGAAGGAAAAAGAGCUGGAAGACGUUAGAAAUAUGCUUCAAGAGAUAGAUCAGAAGAUAACAGAACUUGUUACUGAGCAGCAGAAAAUUGAUGCCAAGCAGGUUCAUGACAAGUCAGAAUUGGAACAGCUUAAACAGGACAUUACUAAUGCUAAUAAGCAGACACAGUUGAUUUCUAAAGCUCUUGAAAAUAAGGAGAAGUCACUUGCAGAUGUCCGGACUCAGAUUGAUCAGCUUAGAGCCAGUAUGGCAAUGAAACAGGCUGAAAUGGGCACAGAGCUCGUUGAUCAUUUAACGCCUGAGGAAAGAGUUCUUCUCUCACGAUUGAACCCUGAAAUUGCAAAACUUAAAGAGAAGCUUGUUACCCGCAAGGCAAAUCGUAUGGAGACUGAAACGAGAAAAGCAGAGGUUGAGACUAAUCUAACAACUAACCUUAAGAGGCGGAAGCAAGAGUUGGAGGCCAUAAUAUUGUCUGCUGAGACUGAAACUUCGCUUGGUGAAGGCGAUUUAAAGAGGCAGGAAUUAAACGAUGCUAAAUUAUUGGUUGAUGAUGCCACACAUCAGCUUAAAAGAGUUACUGAGCGUAUUGAUGAGCAAACAAAGCAACUCAGGAUGAAAAAAGAUGAACAGAACAAAUUAAAGACUUUGGAGGACGAGUAUGAAAGGACACUUCAGGAUGAAGCUAAAGAAUUGGAACAACUAUUAAGUAAAAGAAAUGUUUUUCUUGCUAAACAAGAAGAGUACUCGAAGAAAAUCAGGGAAUUGGGUCCAUUGUCAUCAGAUGCUUUCGAAAUGUACAAGCGGAGGAGCAUCAAAGAAUUGCACAAGAUGCUGCACAGGUGCAAUGAACAACUGCAACAGUUCAGCCAUGUAAACAAGAAAGCACUUGACCAGUAUGUAAAUUUUACUGAGCAACGAGAAGAACUCCAGAAAAGGCAGGCUGAACUGGAUGCAGGUGAUGAGAAAAUUAGAGAACUCAUAUCUGUUUUAGAUCAGCGUAAGGAUGAAUCGAUAGAACGUACUUUUAAAGGUGUUGCUAGGCACUUCCGAGAAGUAUUUUCCGAACUUGUGCAAGGUGGGCAUGGACAUCUGGUUAUGAUGAAGAAAAAGGAUGGAGAUAAUGGCGAUGAUGAUCUAGAUGAAGAUGGACCUCAGGAAGCAGAUUUGGAGGGAAGGGUCGAGAAAUACAUUGGUGUGAAAGUGAAGGUUUCUUUUACUGGGCAAGGGGAGACACAGUCCAUGAAGCAAUUGUCAGGGGGUCAGAAAACUGUUGUUGCCCUAACACUUAUAUUUGCCAUACAACGAUGUGAUCCUGCUCCCUUUUAUCUUUUCGAUGAGAUAGAUGCAGCAUUGGAUCCUCAGUACAGAACUGCUGUUGGAAAUAUGAUACGGCGCCUGGCAGACGUGGCAAAUACUCAAUUUAUAACAACCACAUUUAGGCAAGAGCUUGUGAAAGUUGCUGACAAGAUAUAUGGGGUGACACAUAAAAACAGGGUGAGCCGUGUCAAUGUUGUCUCCAAGGAAGAGGCACUAGAUUUUAUUGACCAGGACCAAUCCCACAAUACUGAUUGAGUAUUUGAACGUUGGUAGGUGCUGCAAAGUCCCAUGAAGCAUGAAGUAUUAAAAUCUAUAUUGGGAGGCUGUAAAAUAUUCUUUCUGCUGCUGCUGCUGUAUGAGGGAGAAGCCAUGGGCAGAUGGAAGUGCUCUGGAUGCUUGAGCUUUGGUAUAGGUUUGUUUAAACUGUGACAUGGGUUUGCUUGUGGAGCUACAAGACUGACUGUAUAGAAGCUAAACAACUCUGCUGAAUCAUGUUUUACAUAACUUUUCCCGAAUUACGAUGUAAUCUAUGGAAUGGCCUUUUAGAAUUUGGAGAACAAUAUCUAAAUGAUGUGUAUUUACACUUCAAAGUAACAUUAAUUAUGGGUAUCAUGGCAUUCUUCUGCUUUAA
Alnus glutinosa is the source of this 4268-nucleotide messenger RNA. Its product is annotated as structural maintenance of chromosomes protein 3. NCBI's taxonomy places the organism in Eukaryota, Viridiplantae, Streptophyta, Magnoliopsida, Fagales, Betulaceae. The record is from RefSeq and is a predicted model, not a curated record. The transcript is spliced from 30 exons. Gene Ontology annotation, molecular function: protein binding; double-stranded DNA binding; cohesin loader activity. Bases 278 to 3892 code for a protein of 1204 amino acids. Gene Ontology annotation, biological process: mitotic sister chromatid cohesion. Gene Ontology annotation, cellular component: chromosome.